Messenger RNA from Sabethes cyaneus, 789 nucleotides. RefSeq names its product alcohol dehydrogenase 2-like. Gene Ontology annotation, cellular component: cytoplasm. The record is from RefSeq and is a predicted model, not a curated record. The coding region runs from base 1 to 789 and encodes 262 amino acids. The transcript has 5 exons. Gene Ontology annotation, molecular function: oxidoreductase activity, acting on the CH-OH group of donors, NAD or NADP as acceptor. Lineage: Eukaryota; Metazoa; Arthropoda; Insecta; Diptera; Culicidae.
AUGAGCGGGUUUGUGUUAAGAUAUAAAGCUGCUGUCAUUACCGGUGCAGCCAAAGGGAUAGGUUUUGCAACAGCCAAAGAACUGCUCAAGAAUGGAGUAUCGAAAGUACUACUUUUGGAUAUACAACCUGGUUUAACACUAAUGCAGUGCGCUCAGCUCAAGGCAUGCAACUCGGAGGCGGACGUCUUUUAUGUGCAAUGUGACGUCUCCGACAAGCAACAACUGGAUACCGCUCUCCGUCGGGAUGCCCUGAACCUACUCGGGUCAUUCGACAUACUUGUGAAUUCAGCCGGAGUUUGGGAAUCUUGCCCCACCAAGUCCAUCGACGUUAAUUUGAUUGGUUCGAUGCACUGCACUCUACUUGCAAUUGAUUUGAUGGAUAGGCAGAAAAGCGGUACAGGAGGAUUUAUUGUUAACGUCUCUGACCCGGAAGCCGCUGUUUACACCGAAAAGACAUUUGGAGUUAUCGGUUUCACACGAACGCUGGGGACUGAAUUGCUUUACCAUAAAAAGGGGAUAAAGCUUGCGGUAAUCUCUCCGUGUGGUGCCAGAACCAAUAUCUUGAAGGCGUUCGGCGGCAGUUCUAGACCUCAUCGGCGGAUGAAGGAACUAUUCGAGGAGCUUAUGGUAAAAUUUGCCGAUCGACAACCACGCGCUAUCGGGAAGUCCAUUGUGAAGGUCAUAACAGAAAAAGAAACAGGAUCAGUUUGGUUGUCUGCCCCGGAUACUGAAAAUGAUGCUGGAUACUGGAUUGCUGAGGUUAAGUUUGAGCUUAACAAAAAUGUCUAG